Molecule: messenger RNA, 405 nt
Organism: Aphanomyces astaci
Lineage: Eukaryota; Oomycota; Saprolegniomycetes; Saprolegniales; Verrucalvaceae
Exons: 1
Coding region: 36-287 (83 amino acids)
Biological process (GO): lipopolysaccharide biosynthetic process
Cellular component (GO): membrane
Source: RefSeq, a predicted model, not a curated record
GCGGUGGUUCCCGUGCUGAUCCACGCGUACCCGCAAUGGAUCAAAGGCGGGUAGGGUUCACAGGCGUCGACGUAUUCUUCGUUAUCUCUGGCUACCUCAUCUCGGACAUCCUCUUCAAGGAAAACGCCAGAGGCUCAUUCACGUACGCCGACUUUUACUCGCGCCGCAUCUUCCCUGCGCUGCUGAUCGUGCUCAUGUUCACGCUGGUCGUGGGCUGCGUGUGGCUGCUGGACAAGGCGGUCCAGUCCAUGGCCAUCACCCUCGUGCCCGGGACGCUCUUUGUGUGACGGUCGUAGGGGUUUAGACGCACAAAAGUUACGAAGGUCCGGAGGUUCGGACUUCAGGACCGGAUACUCUCGGCUUGGCCAAGAAGAACACAGCAAGAAAGGAGUAGAUCCAAUGUUA